Molecule: messenger RNA, 1251 nt
Organism: Orbicella faveolata
Lineage: Eukaryota; Metazoa; Cnidaria; Anthozoa; Scleractinia; Merulinidae
Product: E3 ubiquitin-protein ligase rnf213-alpha-like
Molecular function (GO): ubiquitin-protein transferase activity; ATP hydrolysis activity
Source: RefSeq, a predicted model, not a curated record
AUUAUUAUUGUGUUUUUCUACAGGAGCCCAUUUCUCGGUUUGUCGAAGGCCAGAUUAUCGUCGAUUUCCGCUCCUCCUUGUCUGAUGUCUGUGACGUUCUUUCGUCAUUGGAUAUCGCCAUUGGUUUUCUUGCUUCGUCAGGUGGCCAAACCGAGAGACCUUUAAAAUGGUACUUACAUGAAGUACUUAAGUUACCCAAAGAACGCGGACUCAAGAGCCCAACAGCAGAGCAGCACUGCAACCUGACUCACACCUUGGCGUUAUGGCGGCUCAUGGCCCUAGAGAAAGCGAAAAUCAAGUCUAGGAACAAUCAGGAGCCAUUUGAGCAAAUGCCUGACAUUUUCAAGGGAAGACUGAGCUCAAGCGACCUGGCGCACCUAAAUCGCGUAUUGCGAAAAAUCGACAUGGACUUAUUUUUACCACAACUCCUGGAAAUGAUUCUUCUGAAUGUUCAAAAAGAUGGUGAAAAUAUUUCAACCAUGAGUUUUGCAGAGUACUUGGAUCUGUGCUUGGCGGAUAAAGGUUUAGAACAAAUUCCAGGAACCGAGGACAUUCCUGACAAUAUCCAAAUGAAGCACUUGAAAGCUGUCUGGAACUCCGCUGUACAGUUAAGUGACGACUUUCACCAAGAGCGUCUCGCAGCUACUGAUUGAGGAGCAGUACCUCGAGGUUCAAGAAAUUGGAGCAGCGUGUUCUGAGAAAUCAGCAAAAAAAAACUGGUCUUAUCGGCCAAAGUCAUUUUGCAAUCUUAUCAUAGAGAUAAGAGUAGCAUUUCUGGCAGUUGUUAGCUUAAUAGGUUAUAGUAUAAGUUGCUGCAUUGAUACUAAAUAUGUAGAGCAUUUUUCACUUCAGUGCCGAAAGUACAGUAAUUCAACACUGACGACACACCCAGAAAAUCGCUUUGGCUUGAUGUAUGCUUAGAGUAAGACCAGAUGGCUUAUUGUUAGUGUUAGUUACAGUAUUGUCGAUAGAUACAGCGAGAUGCAAAUGCAUCAAGCGCACUUUCUGAGUAAGCCAAUGUAAUUUUUUCCUUUUUUCUUGUUUAAUUCUUUGACGCAGACAAAAUGCUGUAUUAAGUUCCAUUUUUUGAAGCUCGCGGUGAAAAACAUAAGCAUAACAUUUUAUUUCCAUUCUUUCUAGCCUUGAAUUGUUGUUAAUGUUUGAGUAUAGCGCUUUCCAAUAAAGGAUAGAAAAACAUGAAUUAAACUGACUGUCAGAAAAGUGGCCGUCACUCAAUUACUCCUUCCCAAA